GUUUGUGUCAAACGUUUCCGGUUCAAAGAUUCCCAACGUGGCUACUGAUGUUUUCUAGCGUGGGGAUUUUAAAGCUACGAAAAUAAAGUGACGGAAAGGUGAAAUGGGAGAGUUUAAGGUGCAUCGUGUCCGCUUCUUUGACUACAUGCCCAGCGCUAUCAGAGCCAUGGCGUUCAACAGGCGCACUGAGCGGCUGGCUCUGGCUCGGGCUGAUGGAGCUGUGGAGAUCUUCAGCUUUGCUGACAACUAUUUCCAAGAAAAGGUCAUUCCAGGACAGGACGGCAGAGCUAUAGAGGCUCUGUGUUGGGUUGGCCAGCGUCUGUUCAGUGCUGGUUUGAAUGGAGAGAUCACUGAGUAUGACCUAGAGAACCUCAGGCCCCGCUACACGGUAGAGGCAUAUGGAGGGCCAAUAUGGACCCUCAGCAGCAACAAUCAAGGAACUCUGCUAGCGUUGGGCUGUGAAGAUGGGACUGUAAAGAUUUUUGAAAUCCUGGAGGAGAGAAUUCAGUUUCAGAGAAACCUCGACAGACAGAAAGGUCGCAUUAUUUCUCUCUCUUGGCAUCCCUCUGGUACUCUGAUCGCUGCCGGCAUGAUGGACAUGAUUCGAAUCUUUGAUGCUGAGACAGGCCACGCUACUCACAGACUGCUGGUGGAGAGAGGUGUUGGAGCAUCUAAGAGUAAAGAGGUGGUGGUUUGGAGCAUUGCCUUCCUGUCUGACCACACCAUUGUUAGUGGUGAUUCUGCAGGAAAGGUUCAGAUCUGGGAUGGAUUGACAGGAACCUUGGUUAAAACCCAUCUGGUCACCAAGUGGGAUGUUCUGGCUCUGGCUGUUUCACAGGAUGAGAGCAGUCUGGUCGCAGGCACAUCAGAGGGAACUGUCAUCCAGUUUCAGUUCCUCUCCUCCACAGUGGACCGGCAUGACAAUGAGUGGAUCAGAACAAGGACCUUUAAAAACCACUCCCAUGAUGUGAGGGCGCUGGCUCACACAGACAUUGCUGUGGUUUCUGGAGGUAUGGACACCCAGCUGGUAGUGCGACCUCUGCUGGACAAGGUGGAGAAGAACACCCAAGAGUCAGCGCUGCGAAAGAUAGCAUUCCCACAUAGAAAUCUUGUAUGCUGUGCAAAGAAAGCAGGACUGCUGCUCUUCCAGUUCCCUGACCACUUAGAGGUGUGGAGAGUUGGGGAGAGCGAUGGACAUGGAAAGCCUGGUGAGAGUCUGCCUGUGAAAAGGAAACCAGAGAAACUGAUCCAGCUGAAGACAAAGGGGGAGGAUCAUAUCUGCUGCAGUGCUCUGUCUCCAUGUGGAGGCUGGCUGGCUUACUCCACCAUCUCCAGUGUCCGUCUAUACAGGUUACAGUACAACAACAUCAGCAUCACAAAGAUCUCCAGACUUCCUAAAGAGCUCCGCUGGGUUCACCAGCUCUGCUUCUCCUCAGACUCCUCCAAACUCUUUGCUUCCUCUGCUCACUCAACUGUCAUUGUUGUUGCCCUCAACCAGCUGGAGUGUAAAUACCUUCACACCCUCAAACCAAAGUCUGGCUCCAGACAGCCAGUCCACCUGCUGUCUGCCAGUGAAGAUGGGAAAUGGCUGGCAACAGCAAACACAGACUGUGAGGUCCACGUCUACAACCUUCACAAGCUAAAGCUACAUUGUACAGUUCCAGUGUACAGCUCCUGCCCCACCGCCUUCGCCAUCAACCCAGCAACAAGCAACCUGGUUGUGGUGCAUGCAGACCAACAGAUCUUUGAGUACUCUCUGGUGCAGAAGGAGUACACAGAGUGGAGCAGGAAGCUGCAAAAACAAGGACUGCACUCCCUGUGGUUGGAGAGGGACACACUCAUCACUAACGUCACCUUCAAUCCUACAAACCCAGCUCACAUCAUCCUACAUGACAUGUUCAUGUUCUGUGUCAUCGACCAGAGUCUGCCACUUCCUGAGGCAAAGACUCUGCUCUACAAUCAGAUGACACUAAAGAGUCUUCCUGAGGCAGAGAGGAUACGACACAGUCAUGCUUUUAAGAUCUGCAAGAAUUUCCAGCAUCUCUUGUGUGUGAGUUUACUGGAGGACCGCUCUCUGGUUGUGGUGGAGCGCCCCCUGCUGGACAUCAUGUCUCAGCUGCCUGCACCUGUCCGUCAGAAGAAGUUCGCCACAUAAAUGAACUGUCAGAGAAAAGGAACAUUUUAAUGCUUUACUGUGACUUGAACAUCUGGACUCAUUUUCAAGAUGUGUUCAUGAGGGUUAACUUUGUAAAAAAAAAAAAAAAAAAGAAGAAAAGAAAAAAAAUUGAGAUAAAAUAAUAAAAAGAUUUAUUUACUGUCA
Messenger RNA from Cheilinus undulatus (humphead wrasse), 2320 nucleotides. It is a transcript of the gene utp4, whose product is annotated as UTP4 small subunit processome component. The transcript has 17 exons. Gene Ontology annotation, biological process: maturation of SSU-rRNA from tricistronic rRNA transcript (SSU-rRNA, 5.8S rRNA, LSU-rRNA). Gene Ontology annotation, cellular component: 90S preribosome; small-subunit processome; t-UTP complex. The record is from RefSeq and is a predicted model, not a curated record. Gene Ontology annotation, molecular function: RNA binding; protein binding. NCBI's taxonomy places the organism in Eukaryota, Metazoa, Chordata, Actinopteri, Labriformes, Labridae. Bases 104 to 2155 code for a protein of 683 amino acids.